AUGAAGUGUUUCUCAUUAACAAGUUAUGCUAUAACCUCUCAUUAUGACGUAUUGAUUGUGCCACUGCUUCGUCGUAUGAUACAUCUGGAAAAGUUAACUUUGUAUCUUCGUAUCAAUGCUAGAUUAUCAUUGUACCACGGCACAAGUGGUCUCUUCAAUGAUACGAAUCCAUAUGUCGAUGGGACACAUCUUCAUAAUAAUGUCCUUGUUUAUAUGCCUCAACUUCAUUCAUGCAAAUUUUAUAUAAGUACAGAAAAUGUCGUUACUGAUUUAAUUCAUCGUAAAUCUACUGAUGAUAUUCAACAAAUAUUUACACACAGAAUAUAUGGACAAACAGCUUUUAUAAAAUGGCCGUCGGCUCUGCUUAAAAAACCUUGUGCUAAAUGUAACAAAGGCAGAGGUGUUACUACAUGUGAUGGUUGUCAACAAUCAUUUUGUAUUAAACGUAUUAUUGAAUAUCGACAAGAACUGGCAACACAAUUGGAUAAUAUUGGACAAGAACAUGAUCUUUUUCGACAUGAUCUAACACAAGAGAAUUUAAUACAUUCUCUAUUAGUACGUAUCAAUGAAUGGGAACAAGAAUCAAUUACUAAGAUUCAAGUAGUAGCCGAAGCAGCUCGUGCUGAUCUUCGACAAUUACUCGAUCAAACAGGAAAUGAACUGAAGGUAUCUGUAGAUAAAAUGAUCAAUGAAAUGCAGUCAUGUCGAGAAUUGAAUGAUUACACUGAAACUGAAACACAAUUGACUAUUGAAAUUGUAGAGAAUGAAAAUACAUCAACUUCUAUACCUAUGAUCAAAAUACCUACACUUACUCAUGAAAAAUUUCGUAACUUUGUAGAAAGAAUAGUUCUAUCCAAAGAUGGUCUUAUGGCAACAUGCUUAGAUACUUAUUGGGAUGGCUCUAAUGUGUAUGGUAUUCGUCUUUAUUCAUCUGAAACACAUCAAAUUCAUUUUCGAAUCGAAAAUAAAACUAGUCAUAAUCUUUUCUUCGAUAUCAAGACAACAUCGUACGACAUGCCUGUACAAAAUUUAACUUCACCAUAUACUUACGAUUGGUGGGAGCUUGAUCAAGCUAUUGAAAUAACAAUGACAUUGGAUUGUGGUAAUAGACAAAUUCGAUUUGAACAUCAUCGAAUCAAUCUUAUAACUCAUUUAUCUGUGGACCUUGAAAAAUGUCCUUUUCCAUGGAAAAUACUUGUCACAUUACGAUCAACUGAUGAUAGUGUUCGUAUUCUUUUAUGA
Messenger RNA from Rotaria sp. Silwood2, 1242 nucleotides. NCBI's taxonomy places the organism in Eukaryota, Metazoa, Rotifera, Eurotatoria, Philodinida, Philodinidae. The record is from the annotation of a GenBank genome assembly.